AUGGAGCACUCGCCCCCUUCCCUGACUAGGUCGCCGGUGUCCUCUCCGAAUACAAAUUUCUCAGCAAGCCCCAACCUGGACUAUCCCUCGCUGGACAACGAUUCGCCACUCUACAAUAUUGGCUUGACGUAUGAGCAGUCCUGCGCCGUGAUGCCCUCCCACAUGGACCGAUACGCACUGCCGCCGCUGGAAGCCGUGACUUCGGCCGAGUGGACGGGAACGACGCUGAUACAUGCUGAGGCGGAAUCGGGUGUGCCGCACGGCCUGUCGACGGAUUAUGACCAGUUCGGCAACUACGAGGCUGCCAUGCACACGCCGUAUAGCCACGAUAUGUACUCUUCGCACCCGGCCCAGGCGCCAGCGACGCUUCCUAGUAACGCUCGGCAUCUGCCCUCGAUGUCGUCUCGCUCCCCGGUCUCAUCGUCACGGCACCAUUUCUCUUACCACGACCAACACAGCGUCUCGCCCGUACCGCGGCUAAAGAUGGAGAGCGCUGCCGACUACUCAAGUGGAGGUGAGACGCAGUAUCCCUCGCCUCGCGCGGUCCAUGCCCUGCCCUUGCCCCAGGAGCCCGGCGGUUACGGCUCGAACGUCGGCAGCCCAGGCUAUCUGUCCGACGCCCCCUCGGGCUCGUGGCCCAGGUUGGAGUACCCACCCCACUACUACGCCGGUGCCAGCGGCUCGGGCACAUCCCUCCUCCCGGAUGACAAGCGACAGGUGCUCAGGGCAUCGCGGUCGCAGAGACAGCCACGCAAGCUGACGACGAAGGAGGAGGCCAACUUCCAGUGCGAGGUCAAGGGAUGCGGCAAACUGUUUAGCCGGAGCUACAACUUCAAGGCGCACAUGGAGACACACGACGAACAGAGAGAGUACCCCUUCCCCUGUACGGUGCCCGACUGCAACAAGAAGUUUGUGCGCAAAACGGACCUCCAAAGACACAACCAGAGCGUUCACAUGAAGGAGAGGAACCACAAGUGCGACUUUUGCAGCCGGUUGUUUGCGAGAAAAGAUACUCUACGGAGGCACAUGGAGGACGGCUGCUCCAAACGCUUCGAUAUCGGCACGCUGGAUCUACGCGAGGCCGAGCCCUACGAUUCUUACCACACGCACCCGAGACCACUGGACAACGCGUCCGGACACCUGGCAGCACCGGAGCAACUGCCCCCGAUGACGAUGCCGCCUCUAUAUGCAAAGAGACGAUGA
Messenger RNA from Anthostomella pinea, 1203 nucleotides. NCBI's taxonomy places the organism in Eukaryota, Fungi, Ascomycota, Sordariomycetes, Xylariales, Xylariaceae. The record is from the annotation of a GenBank genome assembly.